GCUCGCGAUCGACACUAUCGAGUUUACUGCAUUCUCAUAGUACUGACCAUCGCAUGGUUCUUCAUCUUGGGCUCCUUGGUGGGCAUCACCAUCUAUGCUAGUGCAAGUUCAGCGUCUUUCAGCUUUCCUGUGUAUGUGGUGAUCGUUUGGGCAAUAGUCCCGCCAGUCAUACUGCAGUUCUGGAGGCGGCGUAGUGCCGUCUUGAGAAUGACUAUCAAGCGUCGGAAGCCGAAGUCUAAGAUGCCUGAGUUUGAUACAAUGUUUAAGCCAGCAACUCCAUGUGAAGGCGAGCUUUGCCCGAUAUGUCUCGGCGACAUGAGCGACUCUAUUUCUAUUCCGAAGAGUGACAAUGGGGACUCGCGAGAGUCUAAAGUUGACUCUGUUGAAAGCGAGGAGAAAGCUUCGGCACAAGUAAAGGAGUCAAGCGUGGUGCAAUCAGUUUACUGCUCUCAUAAGUUUGAUCGAGAUUGCGCGAAUAUCUAUAUGAACCAUUGGGGUCCAACAGCAGUAGACGCCAAAGGAGACGUCAUAUGCUGUCCAGUGUGUAGAAGCUCUUGGGCACCAGGCGUCAAUCCUGAGGAAGAAGUAGGGUGUGAUAGUGACGGUAGCUUUUAUUACUAUGUCCCCUCUAGCGAGGGUAGUAGAGAUGACGUUAUAGUAAACAGAGUGUGAAUGAGGGUAAUCGCUGUAAAGUCAUCUUACCAACAUUAUAAGGUAAGGAGCGUUAUUAUACGCGUAAGACUUAGCGAAGUAUUUACCCGAUAUGUCUAGUCGACGACACUCGCUUGCUGCGGACAGCAGCAGCAACUGUU
Perkinsus marinus ATCC 50983 is the source of this 812-nucleotide messenger RNA. RefSeq lists its product as hypothetical. The record is from RefSeq and is a predicted model, not a curated record. The annotation marks the transcript as partial. The transcript has 2 exons. NCBI's taxonomy places the organism in Eukaryota, Perkinsozoa, Perkinsida, Perkinsidae.